AUGGAUAUCUUUAGAGUCUUAUCCAGAGGUGCUUCAUUGAAGAAAUCAAAAGACAUAGUCACAGACUAUGCCCUUCCAUCAGAAAAACAAAAUGCUUCUCAAAAGAAGAAGGAACAAAAUAUGAAUAAAGAAGUUGAAAAAGAGAUAGACUUCUUUAGAACUAGAAAAUUCCAUGAUUUAGCCAAAUCUGAAGAUGAUGUUGCCAAAGAAGAAGAAAUUUCUAAAAAACAUCAUGAAAUUGAUCAAGAACAAGUUGAACCACCACCUCCAAAAAUUUCAAAUGAAGAAGAUGCUAAAAUCUUGAGAAAAUCAUAUAGAGCAAAUGUUACUGGUGAUGAUAUCCCACUGCCUAUUGGUUCUUUUGAAGAUUUGAUUAGUCGUUUUGAAUUUGAUUCAAGAUUAUUAACGAAUCUAAUAGAUUCAGGUUUUACAGAACCAACACCUAUUCAAAGUGAAGCUAUUCCAAUAACAUUAUUUGAUAGAGAUGUUUUAGCAUGUGCUCCAACAGGGUCUGGUAAAACUUUGGCAUUUGUGAUUCCAAUGAUUCAACAAUUAUUACAAUCUAAUAAAGAACAAAAUAAUGGACUUAGAGGUUUAAUUAUAUCACCAACAAAAGAACUGGCUCAACAAAUAUUUGAUGAAUGUAAUAAAUUAGUCAAGAAAAUGCCUUUAAAAAUUGCAAUUUUAUCAAAAUCACUAAGUUCAAAAUUGAAAAAUAAUAUUAUUAAAAAAGAUAAAUUUGAUAUCAUAAUCUCCACACCUCUAAGAUUAAUAGAUCUUGUUAAAAAUGAAGCAUUAGAUUUAAGUAAAGUGGAGCAUUUAAUAUUUGAUGAAGCUGAUAAACUAUUUGACAAGAAUUUCUUGGAACAAACAGAUGAUAUUUUAACACAAUGUAAAAACCCAAGUUUAAGAAAAUCAAUGUUUAGUGCAACAAUCCCAUCAAGUGUUGAAGAAACUGCAAAUAGUAUAAUGAAUAAUACAGUAAGAGUGAUUAUUGGUCAUAAAGAAGCUGCUAAUCAACAAAUUGAACAAAAAUUAACAUUUUGUGGUAAUGAAGAAGGUAAAUUAAUUGCAAUUAGACAAUUAAUUCAAUCUGGUGAGUUAAAACCUCCAGUUAUUAUCUUCUUACAAUCAAUCACAAGAGCCAAGGCAUUAUAUCAUGAAUUAUUAUAUGAUAAAUUAAAUGUCGAUGUUAUCCAUGCUGAAAGAACUCAAAUUCAAAGACAAAAAAUCAUUGAAGGUUUUAAAAAAGGUGAUAUUUGGGUAUUAAUCUGUACAGAUGUUUUAGCAAGAGGUAUUGAUUUCAAAGGUGUUAAUUUGGUUAUUAAUUAUGAUGUUCCAAACAGUGCUCAGGCUUAUGUUCAUAGAAUUGGUAGAACAGGUAGAGGUGGUCGUGAAGGUAAAGCUAUUACAUUAUAUACAAAAGAAGAUUCAAUUGCAAUUAAACCAAUUAUUAAUGUUAUGAAACAAAGUGGAUCUAAAUAUGAUGAAUGGAUGGAUAAUAUGACUAAAAUUUCUAAAAAGCAAAAACAAUCCAUUAAAAAUGGUCAAAUUAAAAGAAAUGAUAUCAGUACUGUGCCUAAAGUUGUUAAAGAAAAAAGGAAAAGAAGACAAGAGAUGAUCCAAGCUUCAAAAAGAAGAAAACAAGGAAAACUUGAAGAUAAAGAUUCCGGAUCUGAGUCUGAAUAG
Hansenula anomala is the source of this 1689-nucleotide messenger RNA. RefSeq names its product RNA-dependent ATPase ROK1 (gene ROK1). Lineage: Eukaryota; Fungi; Ascomycota; Saccharomycetes; Phaffomycetales; Wickerhamomycetaceae. The transcript is spliced from 2 exons. Gene Ontology annotation, molecular function: ATP binding; RNA helicase activity; nucleic acid binding. Gene Ontology annotation, biological process: maturation of SSU-rRNA. The coding region runs from base 1 to 1689 and encodes 562 amino acids. The record is from RefSeq and is a predicted model, not a curated record.